This is a messenger RNA of Leguminivora glycinivorella, 4343 nucleotides long. RefSeq lists its product as uncharacterized. The record is from RefSeq and is a predicted model, not a curated record. Lineage: Eukaryota; Metazoa; Arthropoda; Insecta; Lepidoptera; Tortricidae. Bases 131 to 4090 code for a protein of 1319 amino acids. The transcript is spliced from 7 exons.
AACUAUGUUUUGAAAUAACUACCGAUAUUUAGAUAACAACAUCCAUUUUAUCUCGAUUAGAUGUGUCAUUUGCUACAAUGUCUCUGGACCCAAUUAGUCUACAGCAUUCCCGAAGCACCCUGUAUACCCGAUGUCACGAUGCGACUCUUCGGGCGCGUGCUACAGGGUGUCCUGCGCCAGUCUGCUGCUCGUCGCGCUUUCCUUCACCGCCAUUCUGACCAACGUCUUCGUCGACAUUGACCACCUGCUCAGUAAGAGGGGGAGAGGAUCAACAGAAAACGCUGCAAUAACAGAACAAGUAACGGACAAUAAUGACUUUAAUGAAGCUACCACGGAAAUACCGGAUUACUAUAUUGGAUUGGACACUAACGACCAGGGGGAAGGGCAUUACAGAAGUAAGAGGUCUUUGGACUUAAACAAUCUCUUUCUUCGAAUCAAUAAUCCACAAACAAAAAGCUAUCUAACCGACAAGCUAGCCACCUUAUUAGAAGCACUGGACGGCGAUGACGUAGAAAACACAACGCCACCUCCAGAAAGCGGCAAUAUUUAUAUUAAAACAGUGAAACAGAAGAAUAAUAUAGAAAUCAAUGAAGUACAACAACCGAACGAAGAUAUUAUAUAUUUGGCUCUGCGUAAUUUGUUUCAAGGACUCACUUAUAUUGAUAUGCAUGAGUUGCUUGAUAAGAUUCAGGCGAUGGUAAGGGAUUACAAAAGAGAAGCGAGUCACAAAGAGAAUAAACAUAGAUUCGAAGACAUUGAAGAAUUGUAUUCAGAGAAUGUACAGGAGAAUAAAGUCAUGAUAAAUAAUGAACAAAAUCAGGGGAAUGCAGUGAAAAACAAAAUGGUUGAUAAAGAAGUGCAGAAAAGUUCAUAUGAUUUCAGUUAUGACACAGAAGCUUAUAAUGGAACUAAAGAAACUACAAAAUAUAAAAAUCCAGCGUAUAUAUUUGUUGAUAUAAAAAAGGACGGAGAAAAGGAAGAAGAUUCACUCGAAGAUUUACAAGGCACCAUCAAAUUAAUAUACAACGGAAAACAACUUAAAAUCAGAAACAUAGAUACAACUGAAGCAACAACACCGGCAACAACAACAAUGACGACAACAACACGAACAACAACAAUGAAAAAUAUAAAGAAAACGUCAGAUAUUGAAAUAAAACAUGAUGUCGAAGAUUUUGCUGAUGUCUUAGAAAACAAGUUUAAAAACAGGCAUUUACCAGAUACCUACUUAAAAACAAUAACCAUGGAAUAUCUUAAAAAGUUUGAAAAAUCUAACAACUCUAUGGCAGCAGUCGAAAGGAAGAAAAUAAGAAUUAAAAGAAACCUUGAAUCAUCGUAUGAGAAACAAACCGACAAAACACCUCACACGAAGGAUGAUGAUGAACUUUUUGUAGAAAUAGAAACACAUUUCGAUAAGUCUGGCAUGGAAGGAGAAAAAAAACGAAAACUAGUGAAGAGUAUUAUCGAUAAAAUACAGAACGCUAUUCGUUCAAGUCCUGAAAAUAUGCCAAUGGAAAAGAGCCAACGUGAACCGUUAUUAAAAAGAAACCAAAGUCCACUCGAUCGUGAACCUGCAGCAAGCGAACAGUUCCAACAUAUUUCUAGUGUCUACAGGGCUGUGGAUCCAAUUAGCAAAGUUAUGCCCAUAGCAGAGCCCUUACCACUAGUAGCUGAUCUACACGGCGAUAAGUGGAAAAAACCAUUUUCUAAACCAAAAUUCCUCAGUAGUUCCAAAUCGAUAAAUUCAGCCGAAAUGAAUCAAUUAACUGUUGAUUAUACAAAAGACGUGAGAUACCCUGCUAUACCUAAAAGAAUCCAACUUCCAUUGUCAAUAGAUUCGAGUCAAGAAAAUAUAAAUGCAGAGGACCUGGGUAAAUUACAGCUCCUUUUCAAAGACAUAGAAGGCACCGGGUUCGCUAUAGGGUAUAAUCAAUAUGUAGAUCAGGUACCAGAUCCAGAAAGUAUCAAGUUAUUCCACGGCAUUGAAGAUAUCGUAAAAAAGUAUCACCAGAAGAAUGAUAACCCUGACCAACUUGGAGAUAACGUUGGCGAUUAUGAAGCAUACGGACAGGAAUUGAAAAAACGCGAAGUCAGCAAUGACGAGGCACCUCUACGAACAAAACGAUUUGUCAUGAACAGACAAAACAUUAGACAGUCUGUAAAGAAAAUAAAUCACCAUCGGAAUAAUGAAUACAAUUACGACAUUUACGACAACCAUUACCGCUCUUUCAAUACAUAUAAUGAGGUACAUGAUAUUUACAAAAGAAGUACCGAGUUCCGAGGGCAUAAUUUACAUGAUAUUGUUUUAAAAGAAAAUGAAAAGACAUCAUUAAUUAACCCGCACAGAAAGAAGCGCGCAGUCGCUCUCCAGACGCUUAUGAAUUCAAAUAAGAAGAUGAGGGUCAAUAAAUACUUAAAUACAAAAGCUUUUCCAAAACAAAAACGAUACUAUACAAAAAGCAAACGUAGUAAACGACAAGUUGAUAACAACAAAGCUUUUGAUAAAACUGGCUUAGUGAGUGAAGACAGUAACAUGAUUUUAGUUUCUGAUGGAAAGAUCUAUAAUAAUAACCUUGCAGCUAGGCGAAGUCAACCACCAGAGUUAUUUUUUAUUCAAGUUAUGAAAUCCUAUCAAGAAGAUCCUUUUCUUAAAAAUAAACCCCUAUUUAAACCAAGUAUCCAACCAUACAGAUCUCGCAUACCAGAAAUAAAAAAACAAAAUCUGUAUAGUACUAAUAUAUUCUUUAAAAAAACAUCAAAUGAUUAUAAACAGAUACAAAAAAAUAAAGAAAGAAACAAAAGACAACUUCAUACAUUAAGAAUAAUAGACAGAGAUAUGGCCGAUAUGGGUCAAAGGAACUCCGACAUAUAUACAAAUCAAGCAUUCGUAGCUGAACUAGAUGGACCACAAAUAAUAAAACAGGAGCCUGAAAAAAAGGGGCCCGAAUAUCAAUUUAGUUUGCUAAAUAAUAUACCCAAUAUGUACAAAAAUUCAUACAUUUUUGAUCCUUAUACUUUCAGAAUAGCUAAUAAACCCCCUAAACGGGAACGAAAAAACGAAAAUCCACUCAUGGCUAAAUAUCCUCACGUUUUUAGAGACACUGAAAUCAUAGAAGAACAACCACAAAUAGAACCUAUACUAAAAAGUAAAGAACCGGAUUUUAAUUUUGAUACUGAAGAUUUUUAUCAGUCUCCUAAUGUACUUGACUUAAUAAAAUCUAUUCUGCCGUCUCCGAGGAAUAACUACAAAGUUAACAUUCGACUAAUACCUCGAGGUAAUGAGAAUAAAACUAAACCUGGAUUUAAAGAAUUUCGGACCACCAUAAAUAAGGAAUACAACAAAAGUGGCGUACUAUAUUCCUCACAAUUGAACUUCACCGAAAUAUCUAAAGUUGACACACCAGAUGAUAACACUAAUGGAACACACACCCCCUAUUAUCAUUUGGAGACAACACCAAGCAAUAACGACCCUACCAAUAGUGUUACAACGACUAAACCCUGUGAACCUACAAAAGAAGGUAUCAAAGACCAAAGUUUAUUAGACAUUAUAAUACCGUCAAGUCCACAUAGAACAUUUCAUCUGAGUAUUGCUGAUUUAGGUAAAUUAUUAUUUAAGGCGGUACAAUCACAAAGCUCAGACAUGCAAACAGAAAAAUAUUUAGAAAAGACAACUAUGUCAACAACAACAAUAGAGCCGACUACAACAGCAACAACUAUCAAAGAAGAACCUUCAACUUACGCAAGUACAACCGUUGAUCCUUUAAAGAUAAAACUACUCAAAGCAAUGACACAGAAUAAACAACUGACAAGCCAGAUAUUGAAUAGAAUAGACCAACAUACUGAUAUCCUACAAGCGUACUUAUCAAAGAUUUCAAACGAAAUAGCAAAGAUCCCUAACAUGUAUACAACUACAACUCAAACGAUCCCCGUCAAACAGACUCAAAGGAUCCCUGUUGCACCAAUAUCAAUUAAAAAAGAAGCACCAAUACGUCGUCCAAAUGUUGUAAAGGUAGCGAAUGUAUUACAUUCGUUAGGGAAAAAACCGUGUGAUGCUGGAAAGAACAGAGGGUAUGCCCAUAAGCGACAUCAGUAAUGACCCAAAUCAAAUAAGACAAGCAAAAUAUUUCAUGGAUGAUGUUUUUUUGGGUAAAACAGGUGUUCCCAAUAAUAUAGCAGCUACUGAGGCUUAUAAUACAGAAGUAACGAAUGAAAUAGAGACAAGUAAGCUCAAAAAUGCAAUUGCACAAAAUAAAAUUACUCGUUAAUAACAAGUAUGACUAGUGCUUUGUACUUUUGUAUAUAAUUUGGAAGUUAUUUACUGAAUUUUUAAUAAAUAAGUUACUAAU